GUGAUUGGCCGAUACCGAGGGAAGGAGAACGAAAAGAGGUUAGAAAAAAAAAAAAAAAGGUGAAAAAGCAAAAUAAAGACCUGAGCUUGGAAAGUGUCAACAACAUACCACCGCUGAGCAGCGACACGACGUGGGAACUCGAAGCGGAAGACGGAUUAACCGCUGGGGAGGGCAAAAGCAAGCGAAAAGAGACGACGCAGCGUGGAGGGGAAAAGUGUUUUUCGCUCCAAGUUGGCGGAGGAAGACGCAAAAGAACCAGAACGCGGAGGCCCGGGAGGAUAUUUUUAGAUGCGCUGCUGGCGGGGGUAUAUUGCGCGCCGAUGCCCACAGCGGACUGCCGGCUGCUUCAUCAUGGCCGGAUCAUGAGGUGCUUGAGCUGCCUGCUGCUGCUGCCCGACACACUCCGAAAGUCCAAGAAGCUCGGCGCGCUCCCGGCGAAGCUCCCGCUACCGCCCUACGACAAGCACAGGAAGAUGGCCGCGGAGCUGUGCGCUGCCAACAACGGCAACCUGGCGAGCGGCACAACGGUGGCGGACGCUGACAAGGCGGUGACUAACAAGGAGGCAACGGCUGCUACCGUGAGCCAGGCCGCCGGCGGGGGAGGACAAGGCGAAGGCGGAGGAGAGAGCGAUGGCGGAAGUGUGCCCGCGGUGGUGGCCGCCACCGGUCCCGACGACGACCAGCACAACGUCAUCAACACCACCACCGAGCCCGACAGCUGGCAAAGCAGCCACCCCACACUCAGAGAGAGGAACGCCCUGAUGUUCAACAACGAGCUGAUGGCCGACGUCCACUUCAUUGUGGGCCCCCCGGGGGGAUCGCAGCGGGUCCCGGCUCACAAGUACGUGCUGGCUGUUGGCAGCUCUGUGUUCUGCGCCAUGUUUUACGGCGACCUGGCAGAGGAGGAGGCCGACAUCCGCAUCCCCGACGUAGAACCCACCGCUUUCCUCAUCCUGCUUAAGUACAUGUACAGUGACGAGAUUGAGCUGGAGGCAGACACGGUGCUGGCCACCCUGUACGCCGCCAAGAAGUACAUCGUCCCAGCGCUGGCCCGCACCUGCGUCAACUUCCUGGAGACCAGCCUGGAGGCUAAAAACGCAUGCGUGCUGCUUUCACAAAGCCGGCUGUUUGAGGAACCUGAGCUGACGCAGCGCUGCUGGGAGGUGAUCGACGCUCAGGCCGAGCUGGCGCUGCGCUCCGAAGGCUUUUGCGAAAUUGAUGUGCAGACGCUGGAGAUCAUUCUGCGUCGCGAAACGCUCAACGCCAAGGAGGCGGCUGUUUUCGAGGCCAUCAUGAGCUGGGCGGCCGCCGAAUGCCAGCGACGGGGACUGGCGCCCGGCACCCGCAACCAACGGCAGGUGCUGGGCAAGGCACUCUUCCUGGUGCGUAUUCCCACCAUGAGUCUGGAGGAGUUUGCCGAUGGCGCGGCGCAGUCCGACAUCCUGACGCUGGAAGAGACCCGCAACCUGUUCCUGUGGUACACGGCCGUCAACAAGCCGAGGCUGGACUUCCCCACCAGCGCCAGGACGGGUCUGAUCUCACAGAGAUGCCACAGGUUUCAGUCGUCGGCCUACCGGAGCAACCAGUGGCGCUACAGAGGGCGUUGCGACAGCAUCCAGUUUGCCGUGGACAAGCGAAUCUUCGUCGGCGGACUGGGAUUGUACGGAUCCAGCGGCGGCAAGGCUGAGUACGGCGUCCGCAUAGAACUUAAGCGUCAGGGCGCCAUGCUGGCCCAGCGCCUCACCAAGUUUGUUUCGGACGGCUCCAGCGGGACCUUCCCUGUGUGGUUCGAACAUCCGGUUCAGAUCGAGCCUGACGCCUUCUACACGGCCAGCGUGAUUCUGGACGGCAACGAGCUCAGCUACUUUGGGCAGGAGGGCAUGACCGAGGUGCAGUGCGGCAGGGUCACUUUCCAGUUCCAAUGUUCCUCGGACAGCACCAACGGCACUGGCGUGCAGGGCGGACAGAUCCCCGAGCUUGUCUUUUAUGCCUGAAUGCCGGGCGGAUCCUCUCAUGUAGCAUUGCAAAGUCCGACUGAGACUCUUCUGGAACUUGAUUUAAUUUAAGCUUUUCUUUCCUUAUUUAAACACUGCGCUUGUUGACAACACAACUGGGCUACUUUCUGUACUAAAAACAAAUUGAGUUGAAUCAUGGCAGCCGGAUCUUAACAAGCCACAAUUGUGCUCAUGCACUAAAGGUAAAAAGAGGCGACCUAGCUGAGACGAAUCCGGAGGCAGCUAACAAGAAUCCAAUUGCCUCCAUUCAAAUUUUCAAGUUAAGUAGUUGACAACUAUCCAGAUGGGUUUGGUUUGUUCGUUCGACCCAACAAAUUUUUUCAAGGCCACUUGCAUACAUUGACCAAGCAAGAACGGUUCCGUUCUCCUCUGUUCCCAUCUUAUUCUUCCAACAACACAAUCGCAACAUUUCCAGAAUUUCCCAUUCUCCACACAAACUUUCCAAAACAGCGCAGAACCUCAAACAAUUCUCUCAACUGAUUCAAACUAUGUUUCAACCAGUGAGAAGAGUCCAGUUGCCUUGGUUAAACCUUUGGGUAUGAGUGCAACCUACGCGACUGAGAAUCGACACAGACACGUCGAGUUUCUGCCCUUGACGAGCACAGCCUCUCAACUGUUUGCUUUUUGUUCUUCUUUGGACAGCUUGAUGCUGCCUGAAGAAGCAUUGAUGUGCUGGGAAAAUGAGAACGAUAAAAAUUCUCCAAACUUUG
This is a messenger RNA of Syngnathus typhle (broad-nosed pipefish), 2725 nucleotides long. RefSeq names its product BTB/POZ domain-containing protein 6-B-like. The record is from RefSeq and is a predicted model, not a curated record. NCBI's taxonomy places the organism in Eukaryota, Metazoa, Chordata, Actinopteri, Syngnathiformes, Syngnathidae. The transcript has 5 exons. Gene Ontology annotation, biological process: neurogenesis. Gene Ontology annotation, cellular component: cytosol. The coding region runs from base 321 to 1994 and encodes 557 amino acids. Gene Ontology annotation, molecular function: protein binding.